UAAACGUCAAUUUAUACACGUGCAUUCAAACAUUGAGUAGCGUUUUUCUUUUUGAAAAUAUUUUUCUUUCUGGUCAACUUUUUAAAACCCUUCGUUUAUCUUUUAACUGCAUAAUAAAUCAAAAUGGGCAAAAUAAAGACCGAACCCGAAGAUGGUGAAGAUUUCAAGAACGUUUCCAUCAAAGAAGAAGGAACUUACGAGGACAAAUUGAGAUAUGUUAAUGCCAUAUCGCAACCAAUGGCAUCGAAGAAGCUUGCCAAAAAAUGCUACAAAUUGAUUAAAAAAGCAAUGGUACACAAGACUUACAUCCGGAACGGCCUUAAAGAUGUUCAGACAAGAAUAAGGAAAGGCGAAACAGGUAUUGUAAUUUUUGCUGGAGAUGUAACACCCGUUGACAUCAUGUGCCACUUGCCUGCAGUGUGUGAAGAAAAAGGUAUUCCAUACACUUACACUCCCAGUCGAGCCGAUUUAGGAGCGGCUAUGGGUGUCAAACGUGGAACAGUAGCAUUGUUGGUCCGAGAAAAUCCUGAAUACCAAGAUUUAUAUGACGACCUAAAAGCAGACGUGUCUGCACUUCCCAUACCCUCUUAAAUAUAAUAGUAAUAAAAAUAGUAAUAACACUUUAUCAAAGCAUAUAAUAAAUUUUGUAAAAUGAAAAAAAUAAGAAAA
This is a messenger RNA of Eupeodes corollae, 669 nucleotides long. It is a transcript of the gene NHP2, whose product is annotated as H/ACA ribonucleoprotein complex subunit 2-like protein. The record is from RefSeq and is a predicted model, not a curated record. Gene Ontology annotation, molecular function: box H/ACA snoRNA binding. Gene Ontology annotation, biological process: snRNA pseudouridine synthesis; rRNA pseudouridine synthesis. The transcript is spliced from 2 exons. Lineage: Eukaryota; Metazoa; Arthropoda; Insecta; Diptera; Syrphidae. Gene Ontology annotation, cellular component: box H/ACA snoRNP complex. The coding region runs from base 124 to 591 and encodes 155 amino acids.